Molecule: messenger RNA, 318 nt
Organism: Musa acuminata AAA Group (dessert banana)
Lineage: Eukaryota; Viridiplantae; Streptophyta; Magnoliopsida; Zingiberales; Musaceae
Exons: 2
Coding region: 1-318 (105 amino acids)
Source: RefSeq, a predicted model, not a curated record
AUGGACGAAGAAACCGGUGGGCGAUCGAAGAAGCGACUCCUCCUCGUCCUCGCCGCGAUCUCUCUUCAGUCGCUCUCAGGUCUGGCUGAUGAUCCAUCAAGUUCAAAUGUAGUAAAAGAUGAGACUAGGCCCUCUAGUUCCAGUAAAAUGGACCGGGAAGUAUUUUUCAUAUGCUUGGUCGUUGCAGGAGUUGUGCUUUGUUCUGUAUUACUUUUCAAGCUCUGGCAGAAAAAGAAGAGGGAGGAGCAACAUGCUCGUCUGUUGCGACUAUUUGAAGAGGAUGAUGAGCUAGAGCUCGAACUUGGUCUUCGGGAUUAA